Molecule: messenger RNA, 4101 nt
Organism: Vitis riparia (riverbank grape)
Lineage: Eukaryota; Viridiplantae; Streptophyta; Magnoliopsida; Vitales; Vitaceae
Product: transcription factor GTE10-like
Exons: 10
Coding region: 831-3182 (783 amino acids)
Molecular function (GO): protein binding
Source: RefSeq, a predicted model, not a curated record
UUAGUUCCUUUUUCUCUCUCUAGAUUUUUUCUCCGUGCGAAGAAGGAUUUUCUAGGGUUCCAAACGCCCCUCCAACGGCUCUGAUCGAGAUCCAGGUUUUGAAUUGGAUUCUUCUGAAGCAUUUUCUAGGGUUUCCGACAUUGUUUUAUACGUAUUGUAGAUUUGUUUAGCUUCAAUUGGGUCUCUUUCGUUCGGGCUAGGGUUUGUGGGGGUUUAUGGUCGGGUCAGUUUGGGGGCUGUUCUUCGUGUAAUUUUCUGGGAACAACUCUGCUUCGUUUCUUUAUUUUUAUUUCGUUAUUCGGAGAAUUUUCGAUCCGAGGCAAUGGAGGAGUGUUAUCGAUGGCGAGAAUAAAAACUUCUAGGGUUUGUAAUUCUGUCUCUGGGGUUAGGGCUUUACAUUGCUUCAAUUGAAUCAGUGGAUGUGUUAGAGUUAGGGUUUUUAAACUUUAUCUGUGUCUUUGUCAUUGCUAUUCUAUCAAAUUCGUAUUGUCCGUCUAUGUCAUUGUGAAAUUUGAAUUCGAUAUUACUUAAAGGACAAAAACACGUGUGUGAUAAUUGAGAUUUUAAAAUUUUGAUGCUCGUCCUUGAAAUUAUUGAGGGAACCACUGAUGCUGAUGGGAAAAAGUAUUGUUUUCAAUUUGAUUUGUAAGGAUUAAAAAAAUUGAGGAAUUGGGUGCGCCAGAAACCUUCAAUUGAGUCUCAUUUUGGCCCGAAAUUGUGGUAUUUGGAGGAGCCCGUGGAAUUGGGAUCUGGGUUUUUGUUAUGGUUGAAGUGACGACUUAAAUCUUAUACCCAACGGCUGACAUGUGCGGAUAUUGGGGGUUUAUCUUAUGGCACCAACUGUUCCUAUAGGCUUCACUGGACAGAGGGAAUCAAAAAAGUUGUCGCAGAAAGGUCUUGCCCAAAUGAUGGCUAAAACACGGAAAGUUUCUAAGGGACAUUCUUCGUCUGGGUUUGUUCCUGAUUAUCGUCAUGCUGUUGAGACCAUGGGUGAAUCAGAAGGGUUUGGGAGCUCAGGUCGUGUUAACACUGAGAUGACUGCUUCAGAGGAUUCCUGUGUCCCCAAAAGGAAAUGCAUCAGUCUGAAUGUGGAUGGUUAUGAUAGUUUUUGUGUCCCUGUACAAGUCUUGUCUUUAUCAAAGAUGUCUCGGGCAGAAAGGAGGGAUUUAGAGCGGAGGUUGAAAAUGGAACUUCAACAGGUUAGGGCUUUUCAGAAGAAAAUUGCCUCUCUUUGUUCAAAUCUUGUUCCACUAUCACCUACAAGUGAUAUUCGGAGUUGCAGCAAUGGGCAAAAGAGGCCUCCAAAAGACAAAAUUCAGAAGUCAUCUGAAGCAUCCACUCAUCAGCGGAAGAAACGACCUCCUCCUCCUGGACGAAAUGUGCCUAAAAUGAAACGUGGUUUGUCUGGGCGGUUUGAAUCAGUGAAGCAGGCUGCACCCCCGGGCACUUCGAAUUCCAUGUCGAUGAAACAGUGUGAGACAUUGUUGAGCCGGUUGAUGACUCAUCAAUUUGGUUGGAUUUUCAACAAUCCUGUUGAUGUUGUGGAGUUAAAGAUUCCAGAUUACUUCACUGUUAUUAAGCAUCCAAUGGACUUGGGCACAAUCAAAAGUAAGAUGGCUUCAGGUGAAUAUUUGAGCCCAUUUGAUUUUGCUGCAGAUGUGAGGCUUACUUUCUCAAAUGCAAUGACUUACAACCCACGGGGAAACGACGUUCAUUUCAUGGCUGAGACACUGAAUAAAUUUUUUGAAAUGAGGUGGAAACCUAUAGAGAAGAAGCUUCCAGUAACCAUUGAUGUUGAGUCAUUGCCUUCUAGAUCAGAUGCUCAUCUAGAAAUUGAAACUGCCGAUAGGAUGCCACCCUCGAAGAAGAAGAAAGUUGCACCGACAGAUCACAAGAUAAAGAUGGAGCCAAACAAAAGGAUCAUGACCAAAGAGGAGAGGCAUAAUUUGGGCACAGAAUUGGAAACUUUGCUUGGAGAACUGCCUGAUGGCAUUGUUGAUUUCCUAAAAGAGCAGAGUUUCAAUGAAAAUCAAGCCAGUGAAGAUGAAAUUGAAAUUGAUAUUGAUGCUCUAAGUGAUGAUACAUUGUUCACACUGCGGAAGCUUUUAGAUGGCUAUUUGCUGGAGAAACAGAAAAACCUGACAAAAACUGAACCUUGUGAAAUGGAGCAGCUUCGUAAUGAGUCGGGGUUCAGCAAUUCAUCAAUGCAACCAUGCAAAGGCAAUGACCAUCUGGACGAGGAUGUAGAUAUUGGUGGGAAUGAUCCUCCUACGUCAAGCUACCCACCAAUUGAGAUAGAAAAGGAUGCAGCCCAUAGAAACAGUAGAUGCAGUAGUUCAAGUACUUCCAGUAGUGAUUCGGGCUCUUCAUCAAGCGACUCAGACUCAGGCAGUUCUUCAGGUGGUGAAUCAGAUGGUGCCAAAGCUUCAGUCCCUGUUACUAGCACAAAGGAAACCGUAGGUUCUGGAGCCGAUUUAGACCCAAAGAAAAGCGAUCUUGGUGAAGACAUUGGAAAUGAAGCUUUGAAUAUUCCUUGCAAUGUCGAUCCAAAUUUAGAGUCUAAGCCAAUUUCUGCGGAGGCUGAUGGCCAUCAAGAGGGGGAGAGUGCUCCAUCUGAGAGGCAAGUCUCCCCCGAAAAGCUUUAUCGUGCUGCUUUAUUGAGGAGUCGCUUUGCUGACACCAUACUAAAAGCUAGAGAAAAAACGCUUGAAAAGGGUGAAAAGGGGGAUCCUGAGAAACUACGACUUGAGAGAGAGGAACUUGAAAGACGGCAAAAAGAAGAGAAAGCAAGGUUACAAGCAGAGGCCAAGGCAGCCGAAGAGGCUAGAAAGAAAGCUGAAGCAGAAGCUGCAGCUGAAGCUAAGAGGAAGAGGGAACUUGACAGAGAAGCUGCACGUCAGGCAUUGCAACAGAUGCAGAAGACUGUUGAUAUCAAUGAGAAUUGUCUGUUUUUGAAAGAUUUAGAAAUGCUAAGGGCUGCUCCCGAAGAACUUUUACCGAGCUUGGAUGAGAGAAGCCCAGAUCAAUCCCCAAAUUGCCUGGGUAGUUUCAAACUCCAGGGAAGUAAUCCCUUGGAACAACUGGGACUAUACAUGAAGAUGGAUGAUGAAGAGGAGGAAGAAGUUGAGCCCCAAUGCAUUCCAGGUCCGGGAAAUGAUGUAGAGGAAGGAGAAAUUGAUUGAUUAGCUUUUCUCCAUGCUCUUACACCAGUUUUUAUGAGCGUGUGUCAAAAGACCUUGAAACCCAAAAAAGGAAUGAACUUCAGCUUUCCUUAUGCAUGCUUCCCAUUUGGGUUGCAUCCUCUCCUGUUGGAUAUGGUAUGAAAACCCUUGAAAGAAGUUGACAUGGACUAGCUGGAGAAGCGAUAACCAUCACCAUGGGAAAGGGAGAGAGGGUGGGGGGAGAGAAGUUGGGGGGGUUGAGGGUGUUUGUCGAUUGGUCCUUAGGGUUGAUUUUCGGUUUUGGACUCGUUGAAUCAUAAAGCUAUUCAAGUACACUACUUUCUACAAGCGCAUGAAGGAUUUGCUGUGUGGGUUUUACAUGGAGGAGAUGUGUAUCAUCAUUCAGGGACUUAUAUUUUUUUCCCUAUCUUUUCUUCUCUUUUGCUGUAAAAAGAAAAUUCAUAUUUGUAGUCAAUCUUCGGAUGCACUUAGGAGCUGAACCAUAUGUUAAAAGAGCUGAGGGAGGGUUAGUCUUGCUGCAUGGUGGGGAAGUCGGUUACUUAUACGAUGUUUGUCAAUUUUAGGGAAAUGGGUGUGCUCCCACAGAACUGUAAAAAGUUGGAAAGCCACAUUUGUAUUCCUUUCAUUUCCAUUCUUAUUCAUCAGUAAAAAAAAAAAAAAAAAAAAAAAAAGGAAAAAAAAGAAAAGAAAAGAAAAAAGUAUCACCGCUCCUAGAAAAGAUACUUUGAAAGCCAGAAACGGAAUUCCAGGCGUCAUAUUUCUGUGUCUGUAUUAAGUUUAACGGAAACAGAUUGGUAGGCAUUUAUACAAAUGAGGGAGUAUUGGGAUUUUGUUUGUAAAAAUGAUUUGGGCAGGUGUUGAAUGUUUUUAACAGUGCUGGAGAUCUGUUGUUGCCUAAUGAAGAAUUCCAUUUUUAUUC